AUGGACUUUCCCGGAGGCGCGACAACCAACAUACACCUUAUCAAUGGCUUCUCCACUAUCUAUUGGAGGAUCUAUACAGAGGAGUCUGGCAUUGCGAGUCACCCGCAAGAAGGACCGGCUAAUGGCUAUACUAUCCUAAAACACCUCGGUCGCCUCAAGCAUUUAGAGGCUCAACUGAGGAAUAUAGGCUGUCUGGCGUCCUGUCCUCGGCGACUAGGUCUCUGGGUGUUCUCUCCCACUCCUGUAUUCAGCAAGUUGAGUCCUGUAUACAUCAAAGAAGGUGAUGUAGAAACAACAAAAAUAUCCGUGGACACAACAACUCUUAAAGUCUCGGCAUCAGGAAGCAUUAAUUGCUCAGAGUUGAUUAGAGGCCUCUCCACAGAUGCUCAGAGCCAGCAAGCCACACAACCAGCUCCACAGCGGACACCGCAGGGCCAGAGCUCUGGACGUCGCUCUGAUGGAUACAGUAGCUCUGCCGCCAUAUACGCAGCAUUUAUUGCAGCAGUUACCGGCGCUUUGAGCCUUCACAUUGUUCAAAAACAUGGUGCUCUGCCCCUGGGGUCACGCACUCUCUUUACUCCCGUCAACAGCUUUGGCUACGAGGAUGCCAAGAUUGACAGCCAGAGCAUUUUCUCGUCCUCAAAAUUGACCACGCUGAACAUACAGCUCAACGGGCCUGGAACUUUGACUGUCUCCUUACAGACAACUGACCAGCCUGGUAUCACACGGUUGCAGGCCCCGGGAGACGACUCGGCAGAUCUGCUACGAAUGCAGCCCGGCACUGACAUUUGGCUCUGUCCCAAUGGAGCUAUUGCAAGACUUGCUGCUGUGGACGUCGCUUCCCCAUCUCUUCCUUCGCCGGGGCUCCAUGCCUCCGGCGAUCUAGUUGCGAAAAGAAGAAAUUGGAAGCUGGAUGUCAUCCGCUGGCUCAAAGAUUUUGGGCUUCAUGUUGGGGCGAUUGAAGAAGAGCCAUGGGUGGAGGUGGAGGUCUGGGAACCAUUUUUUGCAAGACUUGCAGGGGAAUCAAUGCGUCAAGGUGAUGAAAGUCAUCCCACACUUCCCUUAAAGCGGAUGCUCUGGCCUGCAAGAUUCUGCUUCCGAAGACGCAUGUCUUUGCAAAACUCUUUGGCCCCUGAGGCCUCUUCAAUUGAUCCUCUGGAUUUUGCAGAGACGUGGCUGUCAACGGCAGAUGCGUUGACAAAUCGCCCCGCCGGUCAAGAUGUGCAGACCAUCGAUGCCACUACGAAAAACGAAGAGAACUCUCCUCUAAUUGAUACCGGCGAUAAUUUGGAAAGUCUUUCUCGAAUGGCUCAGUACCCAGACUUCUCUGGUGCGAGUAUUGUUUACCCAACGCCACCUGAAGGUGCCACUACCCAUGGCAUCCACAAUCUGGCUGGCCACGGUAUUUCUCCAAGCGAUCCUAAUAUCUUGUCACCGGAGGUACCUCACGAGUCAAAAAGUCAGAAAAUGCCCGAAUUUUCACCAAAAAUCGACAUUGGAACAGGUCGCUAUGAUGCCAGCGACGAUGAUGAUCUAUUUGGCGAGAUGAACGAGAAAGACUUCGGGUCCAAAGGCAUCACCGAUGCAGAUUUCAGCUUUUUUGAUGAACCUGACCAGGAAAACAUGGUUGACGCGAUGGUCGUUGAACAGCCCCAAGAUGUGCCUGAAGAAUCCGUCACUUUCCUACCUGGCAAUGACGACCAAGAUAUUGGAGAGUCUCAUCAAGCCGCCUCCACAAAUGAGAUUCCCGAAGCAAUGGUAAUGAACCACGGCAGUCAACAUGAGCCUGUCUCUCAAAAUGUGAAAGAUGAUUUAACUCCAGCCGAUGGAGAUAUGAAACAAGAAUCAUCACGCCCGGUAUCUCCCCGCCCCUCAGGUCAGACGAUUAGCCCUCCGUUGAGUCCUGUGGAGAUCAAGAAAAUUCUUUUUUCGGGAUUGCGACCGAAUCAAGGGAGGAGCAAUCAGCAAGAUCCGGAACCAAGAAGCGACUACCAGCCCAUAGACUUUGAACAGAGGUUGAGUAGCUGGGAUCGAAAGUACAGGAAUAUGGGCAAGUUCUGGUUUUCAGUUGGAGGCCUGGGGAACGACGCGACUGGUGACUUGACAUCGAUUCCUACAGUGGGCAUGCCAAAGCUUACCCGCCACCAGCCGCUCAUCAAGCAUGAUCGAGGUCAUAAGAACGAUGUUGGCGAGUCGGGUGAAGAGGAUUCCACAGACUCUGCAGAGAACAGCAGUGAUGAAGAUGAGAGCGGCGACAUUGUUCCCGUUGAACCCCAGCCUGCCCCCGUCGCGCUGUCUCUCUUGAAGCGAAAGAGAGUUCCUUCGGACGCGGACGUUCAAUCGACCGCAUCUCCUGCAUCAUCAGCCACCCCUCUUGACGCAGGCGUCGGUCCCAAGGCAGAGAAUACCACUUUCCUGGGCAAUUUCUUGUCCAAUUUUUCCGACUGGAAUUACACGGGCUACUUUUCUCUACUUCAAAACCAGCAGUUUCCCGUCCUUCUCCGGCGCGAGGAGCAGAUCCCUAUCGCCCAGCUUCUUAUUGAUCAAGUGAUUCAAUCAUCAUUGAAACACUCGCUCUGCGAACAAGGGGAUGUAUUCGCCCUCGAGAACGAAGGGCCCUCAUUAGCUGAAUACCUUGAGGAUGUCAGCUUCUUAGGGGACAUUCAAAAGUUGGACCUGAGAGGGUACAGCUGUUUACAGGAAGAGGUGGUGCAAAGCUCAUCUCGUAAUCAAACAUCUUUCAAGGAUUCAAGCAGGGCCUCAAUCUCGAAACUACCAGCUCCACAUCUACGUGUCCGCCGUGGAAAAGGCUGGUUGGAGACACUACCCCCUGCCAUGUCUUUCUGGGAUACAUUCGGGCUUGAACCAGCGUUUGGUCCGAAAGACAUUACUGCGUACUGCAUCUACCCCAGAGCUCUGCGCCGGGUGGCCGACGCGUUUCUUGAACGAUUUGGACUUUCGUACGAGAGCUGCCACUUUGGCACUCACACUCGUGCUGACGGCUCUUUGGGCUUCGACAACGGUCUCAAGGCCUGGGAUCCUGAAUCACCGGGCUAUGCUGCCAUGAUGCAGUCUCUUCUUGCAAUUUGCGAAGAAAUGGCUCCAGGACUCGCCAAAGCGACGACCACAAGCAAACACAAUAGUGUUGUUUACAUCAUCAAUCCUUUCCCCUGUGCAGCAGCCCUCGCAGAUAUAUGUGCAGCUUUCUGGAAUCUCUUUCGGCAGAUGGUCUCCAACGUCGAUCAGCGGCAUGACAGGCGGGUCAACGAAGUGGUCCUCCAAAUCAUCCCCAGAGAAUUUAUCACCGAGCCAGACUCCAUGGCAGUGGCGACACAGAAUGACUACGUGAAUCUUGCGCUGGAGGUUUACAACCGAUGCCGUCCGAUGACCAUGGAGUCCAGUCCAUUCCAAUCCGCGCCGGCAAUUAUACUCGCCGACAACCUGCCCAAGUCUAUUCAAUUUCGUCUGGCUUCUGACAAAGUUUCGCCUUUGCAAGAAGGGCGCAGUCUCCACAUUGCGUGCUCAAAAAGCUGUGAUCAGCGAUGGGUGUCGGUUGCGUGGUGUGAUGGGACAGGGUCCCUUCAGACGAGUACUGCUUAUUGCCUGCGUUAUCGCAACCGAGGCUCUGCGAGGGCGAUCUCCGAAGUACGCAACGAGAUCUGGGCUACCACGAAGCAUUUGUUGGACAAAUUCCAGGGUCGCUGGAAGGUGGUGCUUGCUAGCACAGACGCGAUGGACCUAGAGGAGAUCGAAGGCGAGUUUUUGACCCAUACCCACCCUAUGACAAUCACGUUAUUUCCUCUAACAUACUUUACGAUCGUGGCCGUCAACAUCAUGUCCGACCUGGCCCUCGGUGCUCCCUUCUCCCCCAUGACCACGGGAGUUUUCAACAACCAAUUCUCAUCCACCCCCGUCACAACACCCAACCCCAAUACUACUAGUAUAGCCUCGCCCGACCAAAUGUGGAACGUGCCAACCCCUCAUGCGAUGUUCAAUCCAUCAACGCCCACUGAUCCUUCCCUUGAACCGGAAUCGGACGUGAUCCUCACCGACGUAUAUGAUGACUCUUGGGCGGUCAUCUUAUCUCAUCGCCUGAACGCCUCCCCUCAUAUCACCGAACUCCGGCCUGCAUUGGCCAGUGGGUAUCUCCUGCGGCGUAAAGGUGCAUUUGACAGCGACGGAGUCUUUGCGCUGACGACCAACCUCAUCUAUUCUCAACGACCUGCCGGCUCGCACGAGGUCCUCCUGGGCGAUGUCCUAGCCAUGUACCGGGACCUCGCAUCUCUUGCCCGUGCUCGCGGAAUGCGCAGUGUACGAGACAAUACGCUUCCUUGGCAUAUCGCCACUGCUCUUCGGGCGCAGGAGCUUCUCAGCUAUAUCUUUUGA
Molecule: messenger RNA, 4386 nt
Organism: Penicillium oxalicum
Lineage: Eukaryota; Fungi; Ascomycota; Eurotiomycetes; Eurotiales; Aspergillaceae
Exons: 4
Coding region: 1-4386 (1461 amino acids)
Biological process (GO): regulation of transcription by RNA polymerase II
Cellular component (GO): mediator complex
Molecular function (GO): transcription coregulator activity
Source: RefSeq, a predicted model, not a curated record